Racocetra fulgida is the source of this 1002-nucleotide messenger RNA. The record is from the annotation of a GenBank genome assembly. NCBI's taxonomy places the organism in Eukaryota, Fungi, Glomeromycota, Glomeromycetes, Diversisporales, Gigasporaceae.
UUAUUCCUACCAAAGCUACACCAUUCACUAGAAAUGCUAGGAUAUCAAACAAUCUAGAUAAUAUGACAAAUACCAAAGAUUGGGACAUACUAAAUUCUAAGGAUGAGAAGCACCAAACAGGGAUCGAAUAUAGAACUAUAGGAGUUGAAAACAAUGAAUAUGCGAGACAAAAUGACAAUGGUGGAGGGCAUCAAAUGACGAGAAUGGAACAAGACGGGCGAAGAAAUUAUGCGACAGUGGUAAGAAAUGACACAUACGCACAUGUGGUGGCAGACGGUAAAGAUGGAAGGUAUCAAAAACCAAUAACUGAAUCCUAUGGAUAUGGAGUACCAACCGACAGUAAUGAGAGAUACUCAACAACUAGGAUGGAAGAUAAUAAACGACAGGAAUUAAAACGUCAGACAACAGGAAGAGAUACCGAAUAUCAGGGAGGUAGGAUACAAAAUAGCAGAGAUGAACAAUACAAAACAUCAAGAACGGAGGAUAACAAAUAUCAGGAAAGAGAGGUAAAAAAUAGGGAUGAUAGAUACAGAACAGAAAUUGGUGAUAACAAGUACAAAGGAUACGAGAAACUAAGCAGUGCGGAUAUUACAUAUCAAACAAUAAGAAUGGGAGACACUAAACAACAGGAAGGGGGAUAUCUAACUAUAGUAACCGAAAACACUAGACAUAAAGUACUAAACGAUAGGGAUGUGAGAUAUACAUCAACGGACAAGAGAUAUAUGGAAAAUAACAACUAUCAAGAAAGUGAGGCACAAAACAACAAGAACGGAAGAUACCAAACAAUGGAAGUGGGUGAUACUAAUCAACAAGGAUAUAUGUCAAGCAAUAGGAAUAAUAGGAAUGGGGAGAAUCAAAUAGCUAGGACAAGAGAUUUCAAACAACAGGGACGGGGACAUCAAACGGUUAUGAUUGGAGAUACUAAAAAUUACGAAUCUGUGACGCGCAAUAACGGGAGUGAAAAUUACCAAAAAAGAACAGGAAAUAAUGAAUAUCGGGAAA